This is a messenger RNA of Aspergillus ochraceoroseus IBT 24754, 2475 nucleotides long. RefSeq names its product MFS transporter. Gene Ontology annotation, molecular function: transmembrane transporter activity. Lineage: Eukaryota; Fungi; Ascomycota; Eurotiomycetes; Eurotiales; Aspergillaceae. The coding region runs from base 331 to 2214 and encodes 627 amino acids. Gene Ontology annotation, cellular component: membrane. The record is from RefSeq and is a predicted model, not a curated record. Gene Ontology annotation, biological process: transmembrane transport. The transcript has 3 exons.
CUCCUUCUUCUUUUCUCUCCUCCCUCUCUCACGCUUCCUCUUUCCUUCCUCUGUCUCCUCGCUGUUCGCAGCAAAUCCGUUGACUGGAUCACGGCUUCGGUGAGAAUUAUUUGAAUAUUUUUAGCCUCUGUCGGGACUCUCUCCGGGUACUGUUGAGCAUACAUACAUCCAUCAUCAUCAUCCCCUUCUUCACCUAGCUCGGCUCCGAAUAUCGGAGCGACGGAAGUGACUCAACUAACCCUCUCUCCAGAGCUAGCUAGGCACCGUAUCUAUACACAACUCCGCACCAGUCGGCUUAUUGGUUUGAGCAAGAGCUGGGCAAGCAGCAUAAUGACAGUCUCUAACGCUCAACCGCACCCGAAGAUCGAUAAACGAGAUUUUGAUGCCAAUCGUCACAUACAGAAUGGGAACGACUCAUUUCCCCAGGAGGAUCAUGCCUUGCUUCAUUCGCGACCCGAGUCCAGCCUUUCCACAGGCAAUCGAUAUAGUGAGAACGAGGAGGGGCUGCUGAAUGAUGUGGUGGAGGAGAUUGUGGAAAGAGAUCGGCGCAAGAUGGCGAGAGAAGUGGUGCGAAUCGGUAGCUUUAUCUGGGGAGUGAUAACCUGUCUCGGCGCUGGAAGCAUCACUGCCUUUUCCCUUUACGGGCCCCUACUCCUGACCCGUCUACACUAUACUCAGCUACGGGUGAAUGAGGUUUCCAUUGCUGCAGAGAUUGCAAUGUAUCUCCCAGUGCCGGUAGCUGGAUACCUUUGCGAUCGAUAUACACCAUCGCCGCUCGCUUUGUUCUCCGGGAUUACCUUCGGUUUCGGAUAUCUCCUUGCUGCAUUCACCUACAAGAGUGGACCACCUGCUGACGCUGGCGGAGACGGGUGGCCCUUUUGGGUGAUGAUUGUGGCGUUUGUUGCGAUUGGAGUUGCUACGUGCUUCAUGUAUUUGGCAGCGGUGACAACUUGCGCGAAGAACUUCGGUAGGGGCCAGUAUAGGGGCGUUAUGCUAGCUGUGCCUAUUGCUGCCUUUGGUCUUAGCGGCAUGUGGCAGAGUCAGGUGGGAACAUACCUUCUUUGCGAACGGCUGGAAGACGCCAGCGGUGGCGACGUUGACGUGUACAAAUACUUUGUAUUUCUUGCAGUCUUGCUUUUAGGAAUCGGCAUUAUCGGCACUUUUGCAUUGAGGAUUGUGGACGAGGAAGAGGAAAAGUACAUCGACGAAGCGGUCGAGGAGCUCGAGCGAAGCGGCCUGUUAACAGAAAGCGAAUUCUUCCAGCCACACGGCGAUACAUAUGGAACUUUUUCUCAGGGCGAGCCCGAUGAUGACCUAUCGCUAAGCCAAUCGGAGGCAAGACGGGAAGAGGCAAGGCGCGAGAAGGAGAGAGAGGAGGAGGAGCGCAGGAAGAAGAACUGGCUAUUGAAUUAUGAAACAAGGAGCUUUCUCGCAGACCAUACGAUGUGGUGGCUUGCGCUGGGCUUCUUUUUAGUGACUGGGCCCGGGGAGGCCUAUCUGAAUAAUCUAGGAACCAUUGUCCAGACACUCAACUCGGACUCGAGCAUUCCGGAUCACACCCAUCCAGCCGGUCUCCCAUCUACGCACGUCAGCAUUAUUGCUCUCACCUCAACUUUAGCCCGCCUCCUGACAGGCUCCCUCUCCGAUAUCUUUGCCCCCCGAGCCACACCCAACCACUUCCCACCCUCUGAUGACGCCGAAACCUCCCCCUCGCAACGACAACAGCAGCAGCAGCAGCAGCAGCAGCAACAACAGGACGUAAAAAAAUGCCCCACCUUUUCUCGCCUUGCUUUCCUGAUCCCAUCCGCCCUCCUUCUCUCCGCGGGGUUCCUCCUCCUCGCCACCCCACUCCCCAUGCACCACCCUGAACUCUCGCACCUGACCACCGCCCUCGUCGGCCUUGGUUACGGCAGCGCCUUCUCGCUCGUCCCCAUCAUCAUUUCUGUCGUCUGGGGCGUCGAGAACUUCGGCACAAACUGGGGCAUCGUCGCCAUGGUGCCUGCCGUCGGCGCCGCAAUGUGGGGUAUUAUCUAUUCGCACGGGUACCAGCAUGCUGCGGACCACGGGGAUCCAGGUAUUCCAGAAGAUGGACAGUGCCAUGGCUGGGGGUGUUUUGGACUUUGGGCUGUGGGUUGUACGGUUAGUGUGUGGGUGGCCGUUGGGGCUUGGGUUGUAGCUUGGUGGUCCUGGAGGAAGAGAGGUGUUGUUGUUUAAUCCUCUCCUCUCCUAUUUUUUUUUUUUUUUCCUUGUUCGUUAAUUUCCAGGCGAGUUGGUUAGAGACGGGCAUUGUUUAUUUUUGUUAUAUAUAGCGAGCUGCUUCUUUUGUAUCUUAUUCAAAGUUGCAUAGUGGGUAGGUAGUUGGGAUAUACUGAUGAAUUAAUUGGGUAGUUAGUCUAUUGACUAGGAUUCUGGCAUGACAAGUACCUGGGGGUAGGUAGUGAUCAACUAUGUAAAGGUAAAGGUUAGGUAUAUCAU